Erpetoichthys calabaricus (reedfish) is the source of this 1619-nucleotide messenger RNA. RefSeq names its product ring finger protein 215 (gene rnf215). The record is from RefSeq and is a predicted model, not a curated record. NCBI's taxonomy places the organism in Eukaryota, Metazoa, Chordata, Cladistia, Polypteriformes, Polypteridae. The coding region runs from base 81 to 1145 and encodes 354 amino acids. The transcript is spliced from 10 exons. Gene Ontology annotation, biological process: Wnt receptor catabolic process; ubiquitin-dependent protein catabolic process; negative regulation of canonical Wnt signaling pathway. Gene Ontology annotation, molecular function: ubiquitin protein ligase activity; frizzled binding.
CUACGUUGACGCGGAAAGCCUCGCGUUGUUUAUAAACAUCGCCGCCCGGCGAGCAGAUCCAGGGCUGAUUUCGAGAGAGGAUGGCGAGAGCCCCACAGGUCGCCGAGGGCUGCAGCUGCUUCUGGCUGCCUUUUAUCUCCAUGGUGCUGGGAGGCUUCGAGGUGUCCGCUGAGCGUCUGGCCGUGCUCGAAGUCUUCCUGCAGUCGGAGCCCCGGCUCGGCUACAAGCUGCAAGGCGCGAUGAUGGAAGCGUCACCGGGGAGCCAGAGCGAAGAGAUCGCCGGCAACCUUCUGCUGGUUAAGGAGGACCCCUCAGUAAGUGCUGAAGAAGGAGAGCCUUGGAUCGGAGUAGUGCCUGUCGAGAUGGAACAGGCUGAGACCCAGACGAGUAAUCAGGAAUCUUUUGCGGCCUCUGUUGUCAGCAAGAUGAAGCGAGCUCUGGUUUUGGGAGCCUCGGCCCUCCUGAUUCUGGCUUUGAACCAGAACACCAUCAGAGAGAUGGACCUGUCCCAAGUGCUUUCCAAGCCCAUCAUUGUGAUCCAGACAUCAGAAAAUGUCACGAAGCUUAUUGGCGCCCUUUUACGAGGUCUCCGAGCAACUGCAAAGAUCACAUACAAAACCAUCUUGCAGGACAAUCUGGGGGCAACGCUGACUCUGUGGUCAAGCUGCGGCCGAUCCAGAGGAGGGCAAUACGGAGAGUGGCAGGGGGUAAUCUGCACAGGAGAGACCAACUCGCAAGUGCAGAAAUGUCUCCAGCAGCUCUGGAACACCGUCCUGUGGGCCCUGCUUAUCCUUUGCACUGGCGUCGUCGUCCAGGCCCACUGGCAGUAUCGGCUUGAGCAGCUCAGUGAGCACUCUGAGCUGUACCCCAAACAAGAUGUCGUCAACUGCCUGGCAGCACUGAAGAUCAAAAAAUAUCACCGGCCGAAAAAGAAGUGUGAAAAGACGCUGAGGGGAGAGGCCGAGAACUGUGCCGUGUGUCUGGAGCAGUUCAACAACAACCAGCGUCUCCGUGUCCUGCCCUGUUUGCACGAGUUUCACCAGGACUGCGUGGAUCCCUGGCUUCUCCUGCGCCAGACCUGCCCGCUUUGCAAGCGCAGCAUCCUGGGCAACUUCUCCACUUCAACUGCUCUCCCUGCCAGCUGAGGUGCAGAAAUGGGAGCCUCUCCAGGGCCACAGUGACCUAAUUUUAAAAGCUAAUAGCUAGAAAUGUGACAAUUGGGAACACGCUUUAUUUAUGCAAAAAAAAAAAAAAGAAAUGGUCUCCUGCGGCUAAGCGAGGUUUGGAAUAUUCAUUUUGUCCCUGCUCUGUGUCCGUGGACAAAGGAACAAGAUGUGAAUAUGGCUGCCGCGUCAGGCCUGGAGCUGGCGAAUUGGCAGUGCGUUCAAAGCUGGGGUGCAAGAAGCAGCAGGGAAGCAAACGUCUGUCCUCAGCAGGAAACAUUCAGUACGCCUCCUGUGUUAAAGAACUUAGUUCACAGGUAAGAAAAACCAGUCAGAAUGUACAAUUGUAACAUUGAAAUCUAUUUUGUACAGAAAUUACAUUGUUGGUGAUGAAAAUAAUUUUUUAAAUUUGAGCUUCUAAUUACACAGAAAAGUAAAAAGUCCUUCCAAUGUAAA